Messenger RNA from Engraulis encrasicolus (European anchovy), 6015 nucleotides. RefSeq names its product Kruppel like factor 8 (gene klf8). Lineage: Eukaryota; Metazoa; Chordata; Actinopteri; Clupeiformes; Engraulidae. Gene Ontology annotation, molecular function: DNA-binding transcription factor activity, RNA polymerase II-specific; RNA polymerase II cis-regulatory region sequence-specific DNA binding. The record is from RefSeq and is a predicted model, not a curated record. The coding region runs from base 788 to 2089 and encodes 433 amino acids. Gene Ontology annotation, biological process: regulation of transcription by RNA polymerase II. The transcript has 6 exons.
GUCCAAUAUAAACACACCAAAAUUAUGUUUUAUUCUGAAUGUCGACUGAUCAUUGCUGCGGAAAGACACUUUAUUCAUUUAUUAAGGGGCCAGUUAUAGAUUGUGUUUCAUGAAUUCUUAGACAUUUUACUAUUUUGAUUUUAUUAGGUUAUAUACGACAGUUAAUGCAUUUCUUAUUUGUGUAUUUUUGUUUCCUUCUGACCGGGGGACUAUUUGGGUAUGCGCUCUUACGCACAGAGUGGAGCAGUACAGAAUUCAGGUGCUCAACACUGCCAAGUAAAAGUAUCACUCCUGAAGCCUGGAACAUCCGGUGCAACUUGACGUCAUUAGGUGAGGUGACAGGGUGUGUUCCGUUGGCCAGCUAUCUGAACUAGCGACCAUGGCGAUGAAAUCGAAAAUCGGAGCUCACCCUGGCGCUGGCGUUUUGGAGAGGACUGGGCUCUGCUGUCGGUGCGAGCUGCUCUGCGGCUGGCUACAUAGCCUCUGAUUGACACAGUUGAGGGGUGGGGACGCAGGGUGGGGUCAACACCAGGGAGAGGCGGAGGAGAGAAGGAGAGAUCGAGCCCAACCCUGUACACGGCAACAACACACCGACAGAGGCUGGGGGAGCGAAAGAGAAUUUUCGACGCUGGAGAUAUGCGUUAAAUAACUAGUCGAGGGAACAGUUCACGUUUAAUGUUAAAAUAUAUAGCGUAUAGGUAGAAACUACAAGCAGGAAUACCAUUAUUCAAAUACACCCCGCCCGACCGACCCCCUACUCCACCCCUUCGCCCGCUUAGCUACCGAGAUGCACACGGAGACUCGUAACACGAAAUGCCAGUCGAGUCCCAAGAAGUCCAGCAGUGCUGCCAGUUCUGAGUCCGAGUCGGCCUUCACAGACACAGAGAUGCCCUCCAUACAGAUCAAGCCGGAGCCAGAGGAGCUGGACUGCUCGCCGGCUGAAGGAGCAGAAGACUCCCCCCAGGCCCUGGACCUCAAGUGCAAGGGCUCCCCGCCCCCCCUCUGUGUGAUUGACACGCACCCCUCCUCCCCGGCCUCGGCCACGCACAACAACAGCAACAGCAACGACGACAACACCACACACCAUCGCCUAGACAACAGCAGUAACCACGUCGACCAAACGGAGCCCGUGGACCUCUCCCUCAACAAGCCCCGCCCCUCCAUCGCCAAGCCCACCUCCACCAUCCUCUCGUCCAAUCCCGCGCCGCGGGGCGGCAGUCUGACAAGCAUCACGACGACGAAUCACACCAACAGCACGGCCAUCUCGGCCACCAUGCUGUCGUCAGGCUCCAUCCUAGCGUCGGCGCCCGGCGUGAUGGGCGGCCAGCAGAUCCUACACGUCAUCCACACCAUCCCCUCGGUCAACGUGUCCAGCGGAAUGGGCAUGGCGGGCAUGGGCCAGCUGCAGACCAUCCCCGUGGUGGUGCAGUCGCUGCCCGUGGUCUACACGGCGGUGCCCACCACAGCGGCGGCGGCGGCGGCCGCCGCGGGGGUGACGGGUGUGGCGGCCGUGGCAGGCGUGGCAGGGGAUCACCACCACCACCACCACUCCAGCAGCAGCCCGGGAGGAGUGGUCAGCCCUGCCGCCACCACCACCGCCGCCGCCAUCACCGUCCCUCUCAUCGGCAGCGACGGGCGAUCGGAAGGCUCAGUUCGCAUUCAGCCGGGCUCCAUAUCUCCUGUGGAGUACCAGAGUGACAGUGAUGCGGAGAGCGGAACAGAGUCCGGAUCUGCCUCCUUCAGCACGCAGGGACUGGACACCAGCUCGGGUGUGGACAUCGACAUGCCUGUAGACCCUGACUCCCCCGACAUGAAGAGGAGACGAGUGCACAUGUGCGACUACGCCGGCUGCAACAAGGUCUACACCAAGAGCUCCCAUCUGAAAGCCCACCGGCGGAUACACACAGGAGAGAAACCUUACCAGUGUACAUGGGAGGGCUGCACCUGGCGGUUCGCCCGCUCCGACGAGCUGACGCGACACUUCCGCAAGCACACGGGCAUCAAGCCCUUCCGCUGCACCGAUUGCGACCGCUCCUUCUCCCGCUCGGAUCACCUGGCCCUGCACCGGCGACGCCACGUCAUGAUGUGAACACUGACUCUACAUAACACAUGCAUGACAGGAAUACCUACCCUACAAGCAUCACAGAGCACCCUUACACACACGCACGCACGCACGCACGCACGCACGCACGCACGCACGCACACACACACACACACACCACAGGACACGCUAUUCACAUCAUCGCAAAAAAACACCCUACUUGUGCACACACAGUGAGGCUGCACACACGUACAUCACAGAACACACACAUGCACAAACAUGCUCUCACACACUCGUGAAUUAUCGCGUCUCUCAUCUGUGACAAGAACUGUGAUAUCCUCAUUGUCUGGCUGGGACUCCUUGAGUUGCUCCGUCAGUCCCAUGGGCCUAGUUGAUCUGGUGAGAGACGUCCAGAAAGCUUCUCCUCUCCCAGGGCAAUGCACAGAGCGCCACCCAUGUGGUGUGGUCCUGGUGGAGAGUGGGUGCAACCAUCUCUCCUGGUGCAACCAACCUCCCUGACUAACCUUCUCCUGGGUGCAACCUUCUCUCCUGGUGCAACCAACCUCCUUCAGUAAACCAACCUCCUCCACCCAUCUGCCCAUCAUCAGUGUCCUCUCAUGCCUGAUUUGCUGCCUCAAAGGCUCAAACCAAACACCUCUUUACUCUGCACCAACCAGGACGAGUUCAAAAUCAAAAGGCAUUGAAGACGGAGAAGAAAAAUCCAGAGGGAGGAUAGGAUUAUUCCCUCCUCGGUUUGAAAGGAAGAAGUUAUUGAGGAGACGACAAAAGACAAUUGCUGAUACAGGGAAUCAUGUUUCAUAAAAUGCAAAAAAAAAAGAGAGACGAGAACAACAUCGCAUGGACAGUGGAGGAUAAACUGCGAUCAUUUCUGUGUUUCGCUUCAGAGGGUGUUGGUGUGUGUGUUAGAGUCAGGGUGAACAUGGAGAUAUGUGGUGUGUGUGUGUGUGUGCGUGUGUGUGUAUGUGUGUGUGCGCAUUUGUGUUCCCUCAACUGUCUUGUACCCAUUCAUUGAUUUAUUUCUGAAGUGUGUGGUUUUCUUGCGUUAAGUGCAUGAUAAGCCCAAGUUUAGUGUGUGUGUGCACGCGUGCGUGCAUGUGUGUGUGUGUCUACUGGUUGUAUGUCUUGCAGUUGAAAGAUUUCAAAGUGAAAAUAUAAUUUAAAGACAGUUGAAAGGUGCAUUAUGAUGAACCCCCCCUCCUUUUCCACCCUUGCAUCCUCAGAACAAAAUGUCCGAAUGGAGAAAGUAUUUAACGUAGUCUUAGUUAACCACCUCCCCUUAUCCUCACAAGCGAUCAGGAGAGGGUGGACAGGGCAGAUACUCUGAAGACUGUGAAUUUUAUCUUAUUUCCCUUUCAUUAUAUAUAUCAAUCAGAAAUAUUUAUCCUCUGCAAUAUUUGAACUAAUUCAGUAACAGUAUUUGUGUUGGUUGUUCUUGCUUUUUUUGUACUUUUUAUUUACGAAAGAAAGGCCUUCUAGAUAUUUCUCUUGGCAAAAUUGGCCACUAAUAACAAAUGUGUUCUGAAACGAAUGCAUGUUUUGUUUGUUUCCGCUCUUUCUUUUCUUAGUUUUUUUUUGUGAAUUUGUGGAUUGUGGUCCUUAGUGCGGUGAAUAUGGUGGCACGCCAGUCAUCAUGUGUGUGCACGUGUGUGUGUAUGUGUGCGCGCGUGUUUGUGUGUGUAACAGAAAGUGUGUGUGUGUUUCUUGUAAAGACAUCAGAGAUUUUACGUAUAGUGUGUGUUUUUUUGGCACAUGUUGUGACUUCUAGCCCGUCGGAGCCUUAAAUGAAGUUUAAAAAAAAAAAAAGCGCGGAUGUAAAAAUUUGCGCAUCUGGUUUUCAGGGUUCUGGGAGAUUCCAGGGAGAGCGAAGGCACCCUGAACGCCCCUUACCCAACUACCCUCUUCCCCGUACUCUCCUCUGAAACCCCCUGAAUCCCACCCAGUACCCUCCUCCCCUCCCCAUAGCCCUCAGCUCCCCUCCCUCCGCAUUUGCACCUCGUCCAACACUUUUCAUGUCUUAAACUCGAAACACCAUUCAGCUCCACACCUGGGCUCACUUGAUUAUGCAAAAAAAAGAGAAAAAAAGAAAGAAAGAAAGAAACGAGGAAAAAAAGCAAAUGAAUAAAACAAGACACACGCUGUGGUCGCUGUUCUUAAAAGCAUUUAUUUGUGUGGGGCUGAUCCAACAUGCACACGUGUGUCUUAGCCACCACCGGCUGUGCUACAAAAAGCCUCCAAACACAUGUGCGUGGCCCUUCUGUGUAAGCUAGCUACCAUAGCCAUUAUACUCCAGUCAAGUGCUAGUGAGAGGUGGUGGUGGGGGUGUAUGUUGGAGAGAGAGAGAGAGAGAGAGAGAUGGAGAGAGGGGGUUGGGAGGACACACCUCUUGUAAUUAAACGCUUUAUGGAAGCAAAACAAACAAAAAAAUGAUGUUUUCUCCCCAAAGUCCAGCCUUUGCAAUUAGAGCAUGCCUGAGGUCAGUGGCAUGGUCUUCACGGUCAAGAGAGCAAUGCAAUCUUCAGAUUUUUUAUCAUCCUCUGAUUUAACUAUUGAAAGGAAAAAAAAAUGUUACUAAGCACAUCUUUGUAGAAGAGUUAUAUGCAUUUGAUUGCAAAUUCUUUCUUUUAUAAACUUCAUAGAACUAUGGACAAUGAUUAAUAAAGAAAAAAAUAUGUACAUACUGUAUAUAAUCAGAAGCUCAGAAUAAAUGUAACGGGUGGAUUUCUAUUUUUAACACUGACUAGACAAUGUGAAAUACUCGUUUGUUUUUUGUUUUUGUUUGUUCAUUUUGCGCUAUAGGUUCUAUGAAACGUGUCCUUUUCAAGCAAAACAAAAAAGAAAAAAAGAUUUUGUUUUUCAAAUGAUUUAAUUCUGGCUCUCAGACCAUCCCCAGUUGUGUUGUUCUUUUGUAUUGCAUGGAGAGUAGCCUUCUUAAUUUGUUUUUCUGUUGUGAUGUUGGUCCGCAUGCUAUGGUGUGAUGGUGCCCGUGCGGGACGUGGCCUGCAGAGCAAUGAUUAGCCAAUCAAAAACAAAAAGUACAAAUAUGCAGUCAUCCUAUUGGCUGUGAGGGCCACAGAGCCACACUCAGGUUCAGCCCAAUUAGCCAAUAGCAUCACCCUCCCCCUCCAAAAAAAACUCUGAGUGACAGACCGCCCAGGCGCAAGUGGUCUUGUUGUCAACAUAGCACACCCUCUUAUUGGAGCAUGUUUUGCUCUUCUUUAUUUUCUUUAUGUGUCUUUAAAGCUUGCCUACAAAAAGAGUGAUGUUGGCAAAGGCUACGUUAGCUGGAGAAGCUGUCACAAUAUUUCACUCUGAGGUCGAGUCACUCACAACAGGGGUUUCAACACCGCUGACAAAUAAUGUGUCCCUUUUGAGCAGAGACUGACCACUUAAAAAAAAAAGAUGUUAAUGAUGUACGAAUCUUAGACUUAUAAUUCGUGUCUUUGUUUGAAAGUUUGAAGGGUGUGUGUGUGUGUGUGUGUGUGUGUGUGUGUGUGUGUGUGUGUGUGUGUGUGUGUGUGUGUGUGUGUGUGUGUGUGUGUGUGUGUGUGUGUGUGUGUGUGUGUGUGUGUGUGUGUGGUGCACAGUUGUAUCCAUGCACGUCUAUGUAUGUGUGUAUGCACACGUGUGUACGUAUGCUUAAGGUGUGUAAAUGUGCUUUCUAUCACAAAACAAAUUUUUAAUAAAGGUAAAUCAGAAAUCCUAGGUAUGUUAUAUUGAAUGCAGUAACUUACGGGCCAGUACUAUAUUACACAGUGCAAUGCAGUUAUCGUUAUAAUAAUACAAGUAAUUAAUGUUCAUUCUUUUGUAUUUGUACAGAACAAAAUGUGUAAAGAGAUCAGUGAGGAAAACAUGAGCUUUUUGAUACUGUGAGGAAUGGUGUUAAAAGUCAGUUUCCCCCUGUACAGUUGUGAUCAUCCACUUCUUUUAUAGAAAUAAAAAUGUUUUUUGGUGCA